Messenger RNA from Prorocentrum cordatum, 519 nucleotides. NCBI's taxonomy places the organism in Eukaryota, Dinophyceae, Prorocentrales, Prorocentraceae. The record is from the annotation of a GenBank genome assembly.
AUGUUCAGUGGCAUGACGCUGGACUUCCCCGACGGCUCCUCCACCAACUUCGUUGCCACGUUGACAAGCGAUCUCGGUGGCGAGUCUGGGUUGCACCAGACUUGGCUCUGCAAGGGCAACGUGGGAACCAAACGCUGCUGCCAAUGCCUCAACAUCGCCAACCGCAACUGGGUGGGGGCAGAUAAGCUCGGGGAGGGCACCCUGCUUCAGGACUACACCUCAGCCACUGACCUGAGCAAGUGCGCGUUCCACACCAAGGAUCACAUGAAGGACACCAGAGGUGUCAUCAGGGAGGUCAUCUCAGAGAGUAUGCACAGCCUUAAGCAUGCUAGUUGGCUCGAUUUGUUGACGGGCCUGGUCGAACCGAAGGCCACCACCAAGCGCUUGACAGAGUAUUUGGGUUCGACGUUCGGUGCUGUAGAGCAUUUCGCUGCAUCGAAGACUCGUUUUAACGACGUUGCCUGGAUCGGCGAUGUCGUUGCUCUGAAGCAGCUGUCAGCAGGCUGGAUCACCGCCUGA